This is a messenger RNA of Camponotus floridanus (Florida carpenter ant), 1427 nucleotides long. RefSeq names its product trypsin-1. Bases 206 to 1210 code for a protein of 334 amino acids. Gene Ontology annotation, molecular function: serine-type endopeptidase activity. The transcript is spliced from 6 exons. Gene Ontology annotation, biological process: proteolysis. The record is from RefSeq and is a predicted model, not a curated record. NCBI's taxonomy places the organism in Eukaryota, Metazoa, Arthropoda, Insecta, Hymenoptera, Formicidae.
AGAACGACGGUCAUCUUCGACGGACUCGAGUAUCUCAUAGCUUCUCCACAAAAUUCACAGAAACGAAAAGGACGGUGCUGGAGAGCGAAAUUGUCACCGAAUGUUCGUACGUGUGCAAUAUAAUGCAUGUUUCUUGUGGAAUCCUGAGAAAUGCAUGGUGUAUAGUGCUAUAUUGAUAAAAAGAAGAGCAUAUUUAUAAUUUUGAAUGACAUUUGUGAAUGACAAAUGGAAAAUGUUUUUGCACGUGUUUCGUUACAAGAUCCCGAUCUUAAUCACUUUCUACGUACUGUCAAUCAAAAGUCAUCGACUUCAUCGAAAUAGUGUAAUAGCAUCAGUGAUCUCUACUGAAAAUUCUUUGAAUAAUUCGCAAACUCGUAACGGAAGGUUUUUAUUUGAUGAAUUAUUUGGUAUCGACAUUGCCACUGAUAUUGAAACGGAUGACGAAAAAUUAAGAAACUGCACAUGCGAAUGCGGUUUAUUUAAUCAAGAAAAUCGAAUUGUUGGUGGGCGUCCUACGCUACCGAAUAAAUAUCCCUGGGUUGCAAGGCUAGUAUAUGAUGGUCGUUUCCAUUGCGGUGCUAGUCUGCUUAACAACGAUUAUGUAAUUACCGCUGCUCAUUGCGUACGCAGAUUGAAGCGUUCAAAGAUUCGCGUAAUACUUGGCGAUUAUGAUCAAUACGUAAACACUGAUGGAGUUCCUAUUAUGAGAGCAGUGAGUGUUGUAAUACGUCAUAAGAAUUUCGAUAUGAAUUCCUAUAAUCAUGACGUGGCUUUAUUAAAAUUACGCAAAUCCGUAAAAUUUUCAAAGAAAAUUCGACCGAUUUGUUUGCCUCAAUCAGGAAAUGAUCCUGCUGGAAAAGAAGGAACAGUAGUGGGAUGGGGUAGAACAUCGGAGGGAGGAAUGUUGCCUGGAAAAGUGCAUGAGGUACAAGUACCUAUAUACAGUCUAACGCAAUGUCGAAAAAUGAAAUAUCGAGCAAAUCGAAUUACUGAGAAUAUGAUUUGCGCGGGCCGAGGUAAUCAGGACUCUUGUCAAGGUGAUAGUGGUGGUCCCCUUCUUGUUCAGGAAGCAGAUAAACUUGAAAUAGCAGGUAUAGUGUCUUGGGGUGUAGGCUGUGGUAGACCUGGUUAUCCCGGAGUUUAUACGAGAGUAUCACGAUAUCUCAAUUGGAUACAUACAAACAUGAAGGAAGGCUGUAUAUGCAAUUGAAGAUCUACUUUUGCACCUUAAAUAUAUAAAUUUUCAAAGCAUUUCAAGUAUAUAAAAUUUCAAAACACAUAUAGUGAUCAUAGUCAAACGUGCUGCAAUAAGUACAUUUUAUAUACAUGAUUUACAUCUGAUCAAUAUCUACUAAUCAAUCAGCUGAUACUACAAAGAAUAUAAAAAUAUCUUAUGAGAGAGAAUAUCAAAAAAUCGACAUUUAAUA